AACAAACCCUUCGCAAAAAAGGAUCUGUGUCCAAAAAAGCGCCCGGUUUUUCGGUGUGCACGUGGUGAUUUAGUUCUGUUCUUUGCGCUAUCCUUUAGACUACGAAGCGUGGAACGAUGAGCGGCAAAAAGGGACUGGAUUUUCUGCGCACCGUCGCCACCUACAUGACGAAAACUAACGGAUACGAUCGGUGUCUGCAGCAGCUGGAAAUGGUGAGCGGCGGCGAUGGACGAUGUGUAGCCGAGUUCAAAGUCGGCGAAGAGCAUCUGAACCGUGCCGGUGGACUGCAUGGCGGCUACACCGCGACCAUCGUGGACGUAGUUACUACAUACGCGCUAAUGACGAAGGAAAAUACCGUUCCAGGGGUAUCCGUCGAUAUCCAUGUGAGCUACUUGAAGGGUGCCCGGCAAGGAGACGAGGUCAUCAUCGACGCCAACACGGUUCGGGCUGGCCGCAAUCUGGCCUUCUUGGAGUGUGAGCUGCGCCACAAGAAGGACAAUUCAAUCAUCGCCAAAGCAUCGCAUACCAAAUACAUUGGGAGCAGCUAAAUCGGACACGUGGGGCAUAGUUGCUUUUAAAGUUGGCGUGUUAGUGGGUUAUGUUGUUUUAGGUUCUUUCAGUUUUUGAUUAGUUGGAAAUGUAGAAUAUAGAAGCAUAAUAAAAGCGAAUUCACUUUAA
This is a messenger RNA of Anopheles darlingi, 678 nucleotides long. RefSeq names its product acyl-coenzyme A thioesterase 13-like. The coding region runs from base 117 to 548 and encodes 143 amino acids. The record is from RefSeq and is a predicted model, not a curated record. The transcript is spliced from 2 exons. NCBI's taxonomy places the organism in Eukaryota, Metazoa, Arthropoda, Insecta, Diptera, Culicidae. Gene Ontology annotation, molecular function: fatty acyl-CoA hydrolase activity.